This is a messenger RNA of Leucoraja erinaceus (little skate), 4013 nucleotides long. Its product is annotated as carotenoid-cleaving dioxygenase, mitochondrial-like. The transcript is spliced from 12 exons. Gene Ontology annotation, biological process: carotene catabolic process; retinal metabolic process. The record is from RefSeq and is a predicted model, not a curated record. The coding region runs from base 356 to 1768 and encodes 470 amino acids. NCBI's taxonomy places the organism in Eukaryota, Metazoa, Chordata, Chondrichthyes, Rajiformes, Rajidae. Gene Ontology annotation, cellular component: mitochondrion. Gene Ontology annotation, molecular function: carotenoid dioxygenase activity; beta-carotene 15,15'-dioxygenase activity.
UCCUUAUUCCAAGGGUGGGGUAAUGGUGGUCUUGGAGGACCUCUGGCGUUGGGUAACGGUGAAGCAGAUGCCAUUUAGGAGGUCAGACUGUAAGGAGAAAAUAGUGAGUUGAACCUCAGAUUUACACGUUUUUAGGCAGCUGCUUCCGAAUACACAGAAGACAACGGUAUACUAUUCCAGGGUAAAGGGAUUAGAGAGUAUCAGCCCUCUGCUCAAAUCCAUUGAUGAAACUCCAGAACCCAUUUUAGCAAAUGUCAAAGGGGACUUUCCCAAAUGGUUAAGGGGAAAUCUGCUGAGAAAUGGGCCUGGGAAGUUCGAAUUUGGAAAUGACAGAUAUAACCACUUGUUUGAUGGCAUGGCCUUGAUGCAUCAGUUCAGAAUUGAUGCUGGUAUUAUAACAUACAUGAGCAAGUUUCUACACAGUGAUGCAUACCGUAUCAACAGCACACAUAACCGAAUCAUGGUAUCGGAGUUUGGAACAGUAGCCAUGCCGGACCCAUGUAAAAGCAUUUUUGAACGCUUCACUAGUCGAUUUAAUAUAUUGGAUGCAACAGAUAAUGGCUCUGUGAACUUUGCAUUGUACAAGGGGGAUUACUAUGCUACCACAGAAACUAAUUUUAUCCACAAAGUGAAUCCACAUACCCUUGAAACAGAAGAAAAGAUAGAUUUGACCAAAUAUAUUGCAGUGAAUGGAGCCACAGCCCACCCACAUUAUGAUCCAGAUGGAACAACGUACAACAUGGGCAACUCCUAUGGCAAACAUGGUAUGAUGUUUAAUAUCAUUGCAGUUCCUCCACAGAUGUCAGAUGAUGAGGAGACACUUCAGGGAGCAAAGAUAGUUUGUGGCUUUGAACCAGAGGACAGCUUAAAUCCUUCUUAUUACCACAGCUUUGGAAUGACCAAAAACUACAUCAUCUUUGUUGAGCAACCUCUAAAAAUAAAUAUAAUGAAAAUUCUCACAUCCAAACUCAGGGGUAAAAGUCUUGGUUCUUCAAUAAACUGGGAUCCAGAACUCAACACCAUUAUCCAUGUAGCAAAUAAACACACAGGAGAGAUCAUUCCUUUAAAAUAUUACACCAAAGCCUUCUGCUUUUUCCACCAUAUCAAUGCCUUUGAAGAUGAUGGCUUCAUUGUAUUUGAUAUUUGCCACUUUGAAAGUGGGCAUUUCCUGAAAAUUUUAACUCUGCAAAACCUGCAGAAAGAUGGGGAAGAGUUGGAUGAGAUAUAUAACACAGUUCCAAAAGGAUUUCCACGAAGAUUUGUCUUGCCUUUGAACAUCUGCUCCAACACACCGAUUGAACAGAACCUCAAUACUUUAACAUACAGCACAGCAUCUGCCUUCAGAACGACUGAAGGAAAGAUUUGGUGUGAGUCUGAGAAACUAUAUGCUGAAGACUUAGUGAACGAAGGUGGGUUUGAGUUUCCACAGAUUAACUAUGCAAAGUACAACACAAAAAAAUACAAAUUUCUCUAUGGAUGUGGAGCAGGCCAUGUGGUGAUGGAUUCUCUCUUGAAGAUUGAUUUGGAAACAAAGACAUUUAAGAUCUGGAAAGAAAAAGGCUACUUUCCAUCGGAACCAAUCUUUGUGCCAUCUCCUGAUAGUGUAGAGGAGGAUGAUGGCGUUAUUUUGAGUGUAGUCAUUUCACCAGAUCAGUGCAAGAAUAGCAUGAUGCUUCUGUUGGAUGCUAAGACCUUCACUGAGAGGGGUAGAGCAGAGGUGCCUGCCCAAAUGCCAUUCGGAUUUCAUGGUGUAUUUGCAAAAUGUUAGAUUGGAUUAUAGUGAGUCCACGCUUUGCUGUUACUCCACUUGCUUCACUCUGUUUCUUCACGGGAAAUCUACCAUAGUUCAAACAAAAGCUUGCAAUUUUUAUAUUAGCAAAUAAUAAUAACAUGUUUUGAAUUUAGAGCAAUGGUUUCCAGUUAAACAACGUGUUUAAUGCUCAGCGUGUGUGGUAUGGGACACAGAAUGUUCAUCGCCCAGUGGGGAAAAAAACCCAUUGUUAGAGUUCAAUUUAAACAAUCCCUAAAUACGUACCGAACGUAGAUUAAAAGGAUCAGAACAAUAGUCACCCUUUAGAGGAAGUCUGAAAAUAGUCUUGAACUUUGUUUCCUCUCUGUUGUGCUAAAUAGUCACUGCUGGAAUCAUAUAAUAUAGAAUAGAUUGAUCCACAUCACCUGAGCCCAUGUUGAUUUAGUGAUGAGUGGGUAAUUUCCCCCAAAUAAAUUGUUGAAUCUCUCAAUGUUCAUUCAUUCAAAUACAAGUUAAAUAGAUUUCUCUGAGAAAAUAAUAUUUGGAGAUUUAGAAUCUGAUUAUCGAGAGUAAGCAUGGUGACUCUCGUGAUCUUGGGAAGAAACAAUGGCUGUGAAUCAAUAGUUUCCAAUAUUCUCCAUGGCUGAGUAUUGUUUUUUGGAUCUGCUGUGGAGUAAUUGAUAGACAAUAGACAAUAGACAAUAGGUGCAGGAUUAGGCCAUUUGGCCCUUCGAGCUAGCACCACCAUUCAAUGUGAUGGACUGAAUGCUGUAAUUCAGGGGUCUCCAAACUACCAAACAGGCCAUUUUAUCCGGCCCACAGCAAGCUCUCAACAGUUCCGUGGGAGGGAGAGGGAGGGAGAGGCCAAGGGUACCCGGCGCGCUGUCUCCCCGCUCCCGGACCUACCCGGCGCGGCCCUUCACUGCACCUGGUCCCCGUACCGGCUGCAACCCGGGGGCGGGGAGACACUGCAAAGAUAAGUUAUUUCUAUUAUUGGGGGGAGUUGGGAGGAUAAGAUAUAAUCUAAAAGUUAGGACAAUGUCUUUUGAAAAUGAAGUUGGAAACCCUUUUACACUCAGAGAAUAGAAGAAGUUUGGGUAGCUGAGGAAAAUGCCAGUUAUGUUCAAUAAAAUAUCUAUAGAUUGACAGAUUUGGGUUAAACUGUGGUGUGGAGAGGCACAGGCCUGGGGCUUAAUCUCACCGCCCAGGGGUCUGGAAGAUUUAUUGAACAGUGAUUGGAUAGGACAUGAAGGUAGCACUGCUUAAUCAUUGGUAAAGAAUUAUUGGGAUCAUGCUGAAAUUGGCUCUAUGUAAUCAUAUUUAUUUUAUUUAAUGAGCAUUGUCUACUGUGGAGCAAAACACUACAAUAAGCCUGCAAUUUCCUCUCUUUUUCAGAUUAGAGUCACAGAGUACCAGACUAAUGCUCAUGCAAUGCCCACCAACAUGCCCCAUCUCCACUAGCUCCAUUUGGCCUAUAACCCUCCAAACCUUUCCUAUCCAUGCACCGUCCGAAAGUCUUUUAAACAUUGUUAUUGUAUGUCUCAACCGGUUAUUUGAUUUACCUACUGUUGUCUCUGUUGUCCCUUGGAUUAAUUUCCAUUUUAAUUUUACAUUCACCUUUUACAUACAUGUUUAAUUUACAUGUUUCACCUUUCACUGUAAACAUAUGCCCUGUGGCUCUUGCUGCUUUGCAUAUCCCUGUUGGAAUUUUGCCGAUGGUUUCAGCAUUUGUGAUAAUGAGGUGGAUAUCAGCCCACUCCUAUUUUCAAUCACUUUCCAGGUACUCCUGGUGAAAGAUGGAAUUGUACCAGAGAAUAAUUUGUGAUUUAAUAUUUGAUAAACCUAAACUACAUUCAAAACUGCUGUCAGGAAAUAUUGGAUUAAACAUCUCAGCACAAGUGAAGUUUCACAGUUAUAAUGUGCCCAAACUUUUAACAUCGUCACAAAAAGUGUUUGUAAAACAAAGAAGGAGUUUUGAAUAAAAUACAAAGUGCUGGAGGAACUCAGCGGGCCGGGGAGUUUCUAUAGAGGGAAUGGACACACGACAUUUUGGGUCGGGACCCUUCUUCAGACUUUACAAGCAUGUAGCCUAUUGGACAAUAUACAUCCUUAAAAAGGUAAUUGCUACUUGACCUAUUAACUUGUAUACAAUAGUUAACUUGUAGUGACUGAUCUGUACAUGUAUCUUCCUAUUGCGGAAUAUAGAAAAUUGCAUUAAAAUGUGAUUCCUGAAUUGUAUGCAAGAAUUGUUGAUUUGUGAAAG